Messenger RNA from Cantharellus anzutake, 1719 nucleotides. Its product is annotated as glycosyl hydrolase family 61-domain-containing protein. The record is from RefSeq and is a predicted model, not a curated record. NCBI's taxonomy places the organism in Eukaryota, Fungi, Basidiomycota, Agaricomycetes, Cantharellales, Hydnaceae. The transcript has 6 exons. Bases 497 to 1579 code for a protein of 360 amino acids.
CCGGUCCCACCUCAGGGAUUCGUCAUGAGAUCGGGACAUACAUUCUCCACGAUUAGCUGCCAAUUUGUUCUUUUGCAACAGGUUAUGCAGCUCUCUUAGUUACAGUUUAGUAUCUAACUGGGUCUCAUUCUCAGUAUGCUGAGGUUUUUUGAGGCCCACUGAGGGUCAUUCUGUAAAAUUGCAGGUACCUGCCGUCUUCGACCACGUUUGCGUGACGUCAGGCGGCAUUGAUAUCAAGAUUGGUCUACAACUUUGUUUCCUGGCCCCGGGGCAUACAGUUAGGGACUACUGAUUGCCCACCCACGUGAGGUUGGCAGGCAUAUCGUCGCUUAUCUUUCUGCAUUAAUAUCACCAGCGACACAUUGUGUAUCGAUGGCUGGAUCAAAGAGGAUUGCGAUGGUGGCAGCAGGCAUUUUCUCGCCGUUGUGAUGGCCUUUGGCACAUAAUUUGCGUCCCAAAAUAUCUACGAUGUUUGGGUACAUAUAGAGUGCAUUCGAUGUUCUUAUUGUGCAUCGCCAACAUUUCAAAAAUGCUCUCUCAUUUUCUUUGGUGUCUGACCCUCGCGAGCUGUGCUUGCGCUCAUACUAUCUUUCAAAGGGUGUCUGUGAAUGGGAAGGACCAAGGGUACCUAAAUGGGGUUCGCGCCCCUGCCUCGAAUACUCCUGUUACCGACGUCCAAGACAAUUCCAUUACGUGCAACACUGGUCUUUACACUCCCGUCUCUACGGCCGUCAUCGACGUUCCAGCCGGUGCCCAGGUUGGCGUCCUUUCUCAUCAUAUUCUAGGGGGACCACAGUAUCCAGGAGACGCUGAUGAUCCGAUUGCUCUCAGCCACAAAGGACCCAUCCAAGUUUAUCUCGCCAAGGUACCAGAUGCAUCCAACGCUGAGACUACGGGGCUGCGGUGGUUCAAGAUUUUCUCCGAUGGUGUAGAUAGUAGUGGAAAGUGGGGCAUAGACAGGAUGAUAGCUAACAAAGGAUGGGCAAAUUUUACUAUUCCAUCGUGCAUUGAAUCCGGCGAUUACCUCAUGCGGGUUGAAGCCAUCGCUCUUCAUAGUGCUUCCAGCCUCGGAGGCGCUCAAGUCUACUUGUCGUGCGCCAAUAUCAAGGUUAGCGGGGGGAGUGGAACAAAUAGCGGAUUCAAUAUCCUCAAUUUUCCUGGCGCAUACACGGCGGACGAUCCAGGCAUCCACAUCAAUAUAUACGAUAACAAUGGGCAGCCUACCAAUGGGGGCAGAUCGUAUGUAGCGCCGGGCGGUUCUGUUCUUUCGUGUGGCGGUUCUGGAAAAACCACUUACGGGAAUCCGGGGAAGAGCACUAGCAGGACCCGUAUGACGACGACGACAUCCUCCACCCCUUUAGCGAAGGAUACGUCAGUUACUACUUCUACCACAAGUUCCACCUCCACGACUUCAACCAGAACGUCAUCCCCUGUUGCUCCUUCCGAAUCAUGCAGCGAAUCCGGGUCUGUACCUCUGUAUGGACAAUGCGGUAAGAUGAUGCCAUUUUUCACUCACACACAAAUGUCUCUCCCACUGACAACUCAUUAUUCUCACAGGUGGGCAAGCAUACACGGGUAGGUUUUGAGAAUCUUGAUUACUAAGAAAGCUUGACUCAUAUUAUACGUUCAAGGCUCGACAUUUUGUGCAGUUGGUACUUGCAGGGACUGGAACCCGUGGUACAGUCAAUGCGUUCUUUAAACAUCUUUUCUGGAACCAUG